UUUUGACUAUUUUCAAACUAAUUUACAUUCUUCUACUAUAUUAUUCAACAUGAAUCGAAAUGACGAUGCUAUUUUAGAACGUAUCUUUAACCCAGAAGUACAAGGACUCCCUCUUGAUUCCGUAUCACAGACUGUAGAGGAUAAUCCAGUCAAGGUGAUUGAACCAGAGUUGCUCAACAAGCUUAAAUCCAUGGAAAGACAAGCAGUAGAUUUGGCAGAAAAGGAUGAUUUAGAAGGUGCAUUGGAAAUAUUAAAUCAAUGUCUUGCUCUUGAAAAGGAUUAUGCAUCUGCUUACAACAAUAGGGCUCAAAUUUAUCGAUUAAGAAAAGAUGAUGAUAAGGCAUUGGAAGAUCUCAGUAAAGUCAUUGAAUUAGGUCAAGGUCAGCCCAAAGUGUUACGUCAAGCUUAUACACAACGUGCUAUCAUCAAACGACAACAUGGGGAUAUGCAAGGUUCUCGAGCCGAUUUUGAAAUGGGUGCCAAACUUGGAAAUCCUAUUGCACGCAAUAUUGCUGUCAAUGAAAACCCUUACGCCAAAAUGUGUAAUCAAGUCAUGAUGGAAAUGAUGGGUCGUGAAAUGAAAGGAACUUCGGAUCAUGUUGAAAAAUAAAUAGAUUCUUCUCCUUACCUUUUUAUAUUUAUUACCAUCUGUACAAAGUAUAUUCCCUUCUCCUCCUUCCCUACUUUUAUCUUUUGUUUACCAAAUAAUAAUAAUAAAAAAAAUACACACAUUUAAAUGAAAUAAACAUAUAAAAUAAAAAAU
This is a messenger RNA of Halteromyces radiatus, 763 nucleotides long. RefSeq lists its product as uncharacterized. Gene Ontology annotation, biological process: cilium assembly. The record is from RefSeq and is a predicted model, not a curated record. Gene Ontology annotation, molecular function: protein binding. The transcript has 5 exons. NCBI's taxonomy places the organism in Eukaryota, Fungi, Mucoromycota, Mucoromycetes, Mucorales, Cunninghamellaceae. Bases 50 to 610 code for a protein of 186 amino acids.